Messenger RNA from Labrus mixtus (cuckoo wrasse), 966 nucleotides. Its product is annotated as AT-rich interactive domain-containing protein 1B-like. The transcript has 2 exons. The record is from RefSeq and is a predicted model, not a curated record. NCBI's taxonomy places the organism in Eukaryota, Metazoa, Chordata, Actinopteri, Labriformes, Labridae. The coding region runs from base 13 to 966 and encodes 317 amino acids.
GAGGAGGAGCGGAUGGAUGGCAGCCUGGGAUCAUCCGCCAACACCACCACUAACAACAACUACAACCCUCCUCCGACUGGGACCAGCUCCGGGUUUAAUCAUUAUUAUGGGAAUGGAAGAGGAGGGCCUUGCUGUGAUCAACAUGGCGGACAACAAAGCGCAGGGACUGGGGUAACAGCAGCAGCUCGAUCAGUACACAGCACUAUGGACCAGGUUCAGAACUCACACGAAGGAUACAACAACAACAACAACAACAACAACAACAACAGUCCGUAUAACCACUACCCGAACUACCGACCCGGCUAUGGGAGCGGUGGGAGCGGUGGGAUGAUGAGUCCCUCCAGGCAGGGGAACAACCUGACGGGCCCGGGCAGCAGCGGCAGCAAAGCGGCUAUGACUGCUCCCAGCACCCCGGCUGGAGGAGGAGGGUUUCCGCGGUUCCCCGGUCAGCAGAGCCAGCAGCAGAUGCUCGGUCCGUCCGGAGCUACACCGACAUUAAACCAGUUAUUAACGUCUCCCAGCACCGUGAUGAGAGCUUAUGGGAGUGGAUACCCUGAUUAUAAUAAUCCGCCGAGCAUGGCACUGAAAGACAUGAGCUCCGGGUUCGGUUCGGCUGCUCUCGGUUGGGGAGGACAACAACGAAAUCACCCGAGAAUGAGCCCGGGGAGCACCGGGCAGAACGCCGGGCAGGGCGCCGGCAGGUCCCAGGUGGCAUCCAUGGACCCGAUGGCGAUGAAGCGCUCGCAGCUCUACGGGAUGAGCAACAACCCGUACUCCCAGCAGCAGCAGCAGCAGCAGCAGCAGGGGGCGCCAUACUCCGGACAACCCUACAGAGCCCCCUCCCCCCACAGAUACCCCAUGGGGGUGUCCAGCAGGGGGCAGAUGGCGAUGGGAGGGAUGCAGUACUCUCAGCAGCAGGUAGGGGGCGCGGUGUGUCCACUAAUUCAAAUAAAUCAUGAGGAAUAA